AUGCUUCUAUGUUCCUAUCACGACGAGUCACGAGAUCACUGUCCAGAAGAGCGACGCCUCUUUCAACUGAUCUAUGGCCUAAGUGCUGAGAAGCUCCAAGAAUUCCGGUAUGCUACACACCCGUCUAUUCUCCGUUCUUUGAACACUGUUGGCUACGCCCACCUGUCAGGUAAAAUCGCCCUCAGGGAGGAAAAGCAGCAAGCUGGAGACAACAUUCGACCGGGUCGUGGAGCUGGUGGAAAAUGGAGAGAUUGA
Messenger RNA from Penicillium verhagenii, 255 nucleotides. RefSeq lists its product as uncharacterized. The record is from RefSeq and is a predicted model, not a curated record. Lineage: Eukaryota; Fungi; Ascomycota; Eurotiomycetes; Eurotiales; Aspergillaceae. The transcript has 2 exons. Bases 1 to 255 code for a protein of 84 amino acids.